GGGCGGGGUUUCCUUUGCCUCAUCCCGAGGGGCUGGGUGCCCGCUGCAGGGCACCCCGCUCUUCGCUGGCGCCUCGGGGUUUGGGAGUCUGUGGAGUCCUACCUCCGCACCUUGGGACCCUUUUAUCCGAGGGUCUGGGCAUCAGGUGGGAAAGACCCCUGAGGGGAGACAGCAUCCUACCCUCUUCCAGGCAGUCCAGGAGGGAGCCGGGCCCCAUUACCGUCCGAGGGUCUCGGGUGGGGCUGAGUGAAGCAGCCACCUGUCUUAUGCCGCAGAAACCCUGGGGUGGAGAUAUUUUCAUCUUGGUUUUCUGCCUGGUCUGUCCUCUCCUUCCACCAGGAGGCAGGGGACGGUUUUUGCACUUUCUUGCUAGGAACCUGAAGCCGCAAAGCUGAUGGCAUCCUUCUUCCCUGUCCAGGAAAGCGAAGCGACUGGUUUGGGAACAGAAUGCUCUAUGAUUUGGAGCUCCUCCCAUCCCAUUAAAGCCAGGAUGCUGUCUGAAUGUCGGAUUGCACAUCCCAUUGUAAAAUGUACUUACUGCAGAUCAGAAUUUCAACAAGAAAGCAAAACGAAUACAAUUUGUAAGAAGUGUGCUCAAAAUGUGAAGCAAUUUGGGACCCCAAAACCUUGUCAGUACUGUAACAUAAUUGCAGCAUUUAUCGGUACCAAGUGUCAGCGUUGCACAAAUUCAGAAAAAAAGUAUGGACCACCUCAGACCUGUGAACAGUGCAAACAACAAUGUGCUUUUGAUCGGAAGGAGGAAGGAAGAAGAAAGUUUCAGUUGACUUGGAGGAUGACUGUCUCUUUGAGGGGCUUCCCCAGGUCCCCCCACAGCAAUGUUGAUGGAAAGUUACUGUGCUGGCUGUGUACUUUAUCAUACAAGAGAGUUUUACAGAAGACAAAAGAACAAAGGAAGAGCCUGGGAUCUUCUCAUUCAAAUUCUUCAUCUUCAUCUCUCACGGAGAAAGACCAGCAUCAUUCUAAACAUCAUCACCACCAUCAUCAUCAUCACCAUCGUCAUAGCAGUAGCCAUCACAAAAUCAGCAAUCUCAGUCCAGAACAAGAGCAGGGACUGUGGAAACAGAGCCAUAAAUCCUCUGCAGCAAUUCAGAAUGAAACUCCAAAGAAAAAGCCCAAAUUGGAAUCUAAGCCAUCUAAUGGAGAUAGUAGCUCUAUAAAUCAGUCAGCAGAUAGUGGGGGAACAGACAAUUUUGUCCUUAUAAGUCAACUGAAAGAAGAGGUGAUGUCACUUAAGCGUCUCUUACAGCAAAGAGACCAGACCAUUUUAGAAAAAGAUAAAAAGUUAACUGAACUAAAGGCAGACUUUCAGUACCAAGAGUCAAAUUUGAGAACAAAGAUGAACAGUAUGGAAAAAGCUCACAAAGAAACUGUGGAACAACUUCAGAUAAUAAAAAGGGAAGUAGACAUAGAAAACCAGUUCUCAAGACCUUGAGUGAGGAAGUUUAUGCUGUGGGCAGUGAUGGAAGUCAAGAGAGUGUCCUUAAUCUGUGUACUGUGGUUUGCAAAGUGCCAAACAGUGACUCCUCCUUAAUCUCAGAGUAUUCCAAAAUACAAUAAGCAUGAUUUGAAUAUAGAGAAUAGCUGGUAAAUCUGAGAAUCAUACUAGCAAAGCUGGUAGAACCUAAUAUCUGGCAUUCAAGGAUGGUGAGCAUCUAUCAUGUGAUAGAGAUUGUUCCCUUAGUAGACAAAAAAAAAAGUUCCCUUAGUUUACUCUUACUUAUGUUUCAUACAUUUAGAAAUGAAAUCACACUAAGUUAACUAUAUGUUCUUCAAUGUAUAUAUUCUGAUAUUUGUAAAUCUAAUUUAUGAAUAAUAGGAUUUUAAGAAAGGUUAAGAAAUUGUUAAGUCUUAAAAGCAUAGAUGAGGCCAGCACACAGACUUCAGAUUUGACAGAAGAGUUUAUCUUUGAAAGGCAGGUAUUAAUACUGCCCCAGUUUUUGUUUUUGUUUUUGUUUUUGUUUAAUAUUGUAACAUUAAGAGAUACUUGCUAUUUCUGUCUUGGGUUCUAGUACUUGUCAAACAUCUUUGCAAGUAGUUUAAAUGGAGUAGAAUUUAAGUACCUGUUGAAAUUCUAGGUAUAGCUUGCUUGGUCUUAAACCUGACUUUACUAUUCAAAAUUUUUAAAUAGGAACCUCAUGAACCUGGAACAUUGUAGGCAUUCAAAUGAUUUGUUGAACGAGUAGUGAUUUAUGGAAAUGUCCUUCUGUCUUGAGAAAUUACCCACAUCUUAUAUUGGACUUCUUGUGCAUGAAUUAUUGUUUUUCACCCACCAUCAAGUAUUUUGAGUUUUGAUAUUCACAUUUAUUAUUAAUGCUGAAUGAUUACGUGAAGUAUAAUCUUCAACCUGAUAAUUUCUGAUUUAAUACAGUGUAACCAAAGCUCUGAAGUAAAUCCAGAAUGAAAUAACAGUAUAACUGUGAGCAAUAGUUAAGUAUGGUUUAACUUGGUACUUACCACUGUUAAAAAGAUCAUUGAAAUAAAUAAAUAAAUAAAUCAUAGUUGUAAGCACAAGAAAACCCUCUUUGCUUUUAGCCUGAUUGUUAUCUUAAACCUUGCAGAUGUUUGGUAGCUGAAUUUUCAUAUGAUGUUGGAGUAAUUAAUAUUUACAUAGAAUUAGGAUGGUUUCAGCAUGAUUUUACAUGCAUUGUUUUCUUUGCUUCUUAAAAUGAGUUAAGUGCUGUGCUCAUUUUUUAAAUGAAACUAUGUUCACAUAAUUAAUGAUAUAGAAACUUGCAUUUUCUGCCUCAGGUUUACAUAUCCUUUUACCUAUUCUUCAUGGGCUCCCACUACCCAAGUUACUCAGGUUUUCUAUUUCAUCCUCAUCUUCCCUGUACCUUUUGAGUUAUUGCUAGAGACGUUCUGUCAGAGCUAAGUGCCAUCUUUUUACCCCACUCCCUUUAGCAACCAGUAUACUAGUAGGAUUCUCUACUGAGGUGAGUAAACACAGUUAAUUAUUUUCUUAUCUUUUUAUGAUAAGGAAUUGAAUUCUGUAAUGUAUAAUUUAUCUUGCUCUAAUAGCUCACAAAAAAAUUUAAUGAUCAAACCUAGGAAUAAGCCUGAGUGUAACUCCCAAAAGUAUGGAAAAUAGCUCUUAAAUACCAAGAACACCAAAUAAAAUCUGUGUUAAUUUAGUAGAUGAGUGGCUAAAAGGGAAAAGGAACCAUUUGAAUGCCUACUAUGUACCGGUUGUUUUAUUAGGAGCUGUUUGAUGUGUUUGAUUAGUUCUUUCAACUGAUUUCAAAGUGGGUAGUUAAGUUUCUUUAUUACAAAUGAAAAGUUAUACUCCAGGUUACAUAAUAGGUAAGUGACAGAGCUAGAAUUUAAAGUGGGAUCUGUGUAAUUCUUAAUUUCGAUUUUGUUUCCUUUAGGCUAACAUUUAAUUUGCUUAAGAGUUUCUAUUUCGUAGAGUUCAUAAUAAAGAAAAGUUUUUAGGAUAAAACAUUUAAAAGUAUAAAGAUUUAUUUUUAAUAUACUCUAAUUAUAGAGUAAGACAAAUUUGAGCCUGUAUCCAUUUUACAGAUACACUGUUUAUCCUAAAGGGUUUUGCUUACAUAGUUUAUCAACAAUCAUACUUAUUAGUAAUGUGGUUUGGGGACUUAAAUAUAUAAAUUGCAGAUUGAAAAUUGGCAGCUAAAUCAUUAACAGAAAAAAAAAUUAUUCCAAGAUUAAUUUUUAUUUUUUUGUAUUCUGUACUUAGAAUAUAAAUAUUAUAAGCUCUUUUUAAAUUUCUCAGCAUGUCUGAGAAAAGAAUUUGGAGAUUCAUUUUUUAACCAUUUGGUAUAUUAGUACAAAUUUUUUAUAUACAUGUAACUUGCAGAUCUGGGGAGAUCUUUGUAGGCAUAGCCCCUUCGUUACUUUGUAUUUCAAAAUUUCUGUUUAAUUUUCCUGUUUUUAGCCAGUAGAUCCAUUAUGGUCAUGAAUUAAAUAAUGUAUAGCUAACAAUUAGUGAAAAUUUUUAAACUACCACGUUGACCGUAACUAUUCCGCUGAAUAAUAAAUUGAAUAAAUGUGCAUUGCUACUUGAUUUCCUUUUGUUUUUCAGGCUGUUUCAUUUUAAAGGGAAAAUAAAACUCCUUUUUGAUUUUGAUGACUUUCUAAAUUUGAAGUUAAUAUUGAUUUUGAAUGAAAAGUAAUUACCAUUUUAGUUAUUUAAUAACUAUUGAAUAUGAAAAUCUUACUCAUAUGUAGCCAAACAUGAAAGAUGAUUUGGUUGCACAUAUAAGAGACCACUGAAAAUAUUUGCAUUUUGGAGGCCAUACGUGUUACUUAGGAAGAGUUUGUAGACGUUCAGGGGAAUAGAAGUACAUAGCCUAAGAAUCUACUUUAAGAUGGCAUACAGGAAAGGCAGAAUAUUAUCUGGCCAUACAGAAGCUAAAAUUAAAGUAGAAAAUGAAGCACUAACAUUAAAGAAGUCUGUCUGAAUAGAAGAAUUUAAAACCUGUGAAUUAAAGUAGUUUUCAAACAGAAGGAUAUCUUUAAAACUUUUGUUAUUUUUAGGACAGUGCUCAGAUUUCAAACCAUUUUUAUCAUUCUUUAUACUUUGGAUCAAAAACUUGGCAAAUGCUUGAUCAUUAAUAUAUUUGUAUGUACUAGAGAUUCUUUUUUUUUUUUAUCCUUUAGCCUGAUUUUUUUUUUAAAUUUUUUAUUGUUGGUUGUUCAAAACAUUACAUAGUUCUUGAUAUAUCAUAUUUCACACUUUGAUUCAAGUGGGUUAUGAACUCCCAUUUUUACCCCAUACUAGAGAUUCUUAUCAAAGUUUCCAGAGUCAAGAAACUGCAUAGAGUGGCAAAGGCAGUCAAAAUAUGAAAAUACUCAUUGAAGGUAGCUACUUUAGACAGUCCUCCACACGAAACACUAGUGACUGUUGUAGCACAUUGGAUCGAGGGGCAACGUCUUUGUCAAUGAUGGUUGGGACAUUAUAUAGUGCAGUGUUAAAGUUCAGUUCAGGUUGUUGGCAAAGAAAUUUUGAAUCUUGGCAAAAAAAAAAAAAAAAUAGCCUUUAUUGAAAGUAAAAGCAUUAAUGAUAGAAAUUACUUAGAUCCUACAAAGCCAGUAUCAGAUGACUAUAUGACAAUUAAAGAAACAAAAAUAAGGUCAUGAAGAGUGGUUCUAAUGGGUAUGUAAAACAAGAAGAUCUUUGGUGAAGUGAUGAAGGGGAUAAUUUUUAUUUAAAAAAUUGCUUAGGCUUGUUCUACAAGAAGGUAAAAAUCAAAUGAAAGACUAUAUACAGCUUGCUCAUGUCAUGUUUUAAAAUAAAGGACCAAAUUGUUUCUCCUACUUAAAACUUGAACCUUUUAAGCAGACUCACUUUGUUGCCUUUUUUGUGACCAAGUUUAUCUUUGGACAUAAAUUAUAUUAAUACUGACGUUUACCAAAAAAGGAUCCAUUAAACCAAUAUCUAGAAUUUUUUCUUCUACCUGUUUAAUCUUAAAAGGAAGAAUCUAAACACACCAACUCUUUCAUUUGAUCUGUUACUAUUUUUAAUCUUUUGUUAUAGAAAUGAAAAAAACAGUAUUCUGCAGUGUGACUUUAUAAUAUUUCAUACUUUUUAAAUCUUGAAUUUUUGUCUC
Molecule: messenger RNA, 5591 nt
Organism: Marmota monax (woodchuck)
Lineage: Eukaryota; Metazoa; Chordata; Mammalia; Rodentia; Sciuridae
Gene: Fam76b
Product: family with sequence similarity 76 member B
Exons: 11
Coding region: 395-1453 (352 amino acids)
Source: RefSeq, a predicted model, not a curated record